Molecule: messenger RNA, 861 nt
Organism: Penicillium griseofulvum
Lineage: Eukaryota; Fungi; Ascomycota; Eurotiomycetes; Eurotiales; Aspergillaceae
Product: AMP-dependent synthetase/ligase
Exons: 2
Coding region: 1-861 (286 amino acids)
Biological process (GO): secondary metabolite biosynthetic process; amino acid activation for nonribosomal peptide biosynthetic process
Cellular component (GO): cytoplasm
Molecular function (GO): phosphopantetheine binding
Source: RefSeq, a predicted model, not a curated record
AUGCGGCCUGGCGCAACAGGCCUGGCAUAUGUUAUGUUCACGUCAGGAUCGACAGGCAAACCCAAGGGUGUUAUGGUGGAGCACCGGGGAAUCGUCCGGCUAGUGAAGGGGAGCAAUGUUGUGCGCAUGCUCCCACAAGCACCCUCCGUGGCCCAUUUGUCAAACACCUCAUUCGAUGCGUCGGUGUGGGAGAUAUAUGCGGCACUGCUAAAUGGCGGGACUGUGGUCUGUAUUGACUACGCAACGAUUUUGGACAGUCAACGGGUCGCUUCUAUCCUCGGUCUGGAGAAGGUCCGCGUGGCCAUGCUUUCACCCGCACUGCUGAAGCAAUACCUGGGUGAUAUACCUAAUUCCAUCAGCUCACUCGAUGUCCUCUUUGUUGGUGGGGAUCGGCUUGACGUCCGGGAUGCAAUAGAAGCGCAAAGGCUGCUUCCAGGUUGCGUUUACAAUGCCUACGGCCCAACAGAAAACACUGUUAUUAGCACCAUUUACAACAUCACUGAACGUCAAGAAUUCAUGAAUGGAGUGCCGAUCGGACAUGCUGUCAGCAACUCUGGAGCUUACAUCAUGGAUCAGCGGCAACAACUCGUCCCGCCCGGGGUGAUGGGAGAGUUGGUCGUCACAGGAGACGGUCUCGCUCGAGGAUACACCGACCCGGCAUUGGACAAGGAUCGCUUUAUAGAUGUCACCAUCGACGGCCAGGAAGUGAGGGCGUAUCGCACAGGGGAUCGCGCACGCUGCCGGCCGAAGGAUCGUCAGAUAGAGUUCUUCGGGCGCAUGGACCGGCAGAUCAAAAUCCGCGGCCACCGGAUUGAGUUGGCGGAGGUGGAGCAUGCAAUCCUCGGCCAGGAGCUCCAAUAG